UUUGGGCGUGUUUCAGUCCCAUGUUGUAGUUGUGUUUUGGACUGCUCAUUAAACUAUUUUGCCACUGGGAAUUCCUCGCUCUCCUGCUCCUGAUUCCUGCACCUCCCUCCGUUAGGAGGCACGUAACAAGAUGUUAGUUACAUACUGUAUGAAAAGCUCAUAAUUAUGGUCAAGUAGUGGUCAGUUUUUGGGCGUAUCAAAUCAGAUGGAAUGGAAAGACUCUUAAUGUUUCUCUGUAUGAAUUGAAAGCUCAUUUCAGCUGAAGAUGACAGGCCAGGUGGCCGACAGAGACUUGUCCCCCCAUCGUCUCUCAGUGAAGACCACUGUGGAGGAGGAGCCAGAGAGGGAGAGAGCUGAGAGUACUCUCAGCAGAGUGCCAUCAGAAUGUGAUCAUGAUAAUGAUGACACAUCCUCAGAGCUGGCACGGGUGGCUGCUCUCGAUGGUCGAAACAACUCAAGGAACUCUUUUCAAGGACGGGGAGCUCUGUCUAGAUUAGUGAAUUUGGUGGUGAUUCUGAGGGAGUGGGCACACAGGAGCCUUGUAGAGGAGGAGGAGCGGCCAGACUCUUUCUUGGAACGCUUCCGUGGCCCUGAGCUCAGGACUGCCCCUAGUCGCAUCAGCAAUACGCAGCCUGAUGCCAAUGGCAACAAUACCAAAGGGAGAUUUAGGAAAAAAUGGGGUGUGUUCGUUGUGUCCCCAUCAGACGACAUGUACUACCGUUGGCUGUUUGUUAUUGCUAUAGCUGUGCUCUACAACUGGAUCCUCAUUGUGGCUAGGGCAUGCUUUGACAAACUGCAGACAAGCAAUUACAUCUGCUGGUUGGUGCUGGACUACCUUUCAGACGCUUUGUACAUCUUGGACACAUGUGUCCGACUCCGCACAGGGUUUCUGGAGCAGGGUCUGCUGGUGAAGGACCUCUCCAAGCUGAGAGACAGCUACGUCCGCACAUUUCAGUUCAAGCUGGAUGUCGUGUCCAUCCUACCCACUGAUCUGGCCUACAUAUCCACAGGAAUCCACACCCCAGAGCUCAGAUUCAAUCGCCUGCUGCGCUUCCCACGCAUGUUUGAGUUCUUUGACCGCACUGAGACACGCACAAACUACCCCAACAUCUUCCGCAUCUGCAACUUGGUGCUCUACAUCCUGGUCAUCAUCCACUGGAACGCCUGCAUCUACUUUGCUAUUUCCAAAUCUCUAGGGUUUGGCUCUGAUACCUGGGUGUACCCCAACAUCUCCAACCCUGAGUAUGGCUCCCUAACCCGGGGCUAUGUCUACUGCCUGUACUGGUCCACCCUCACCCUCACCACCAUAGGAGAGACACCGCCACCCGUACGAGAUGAGGAGUUCCUCUUUGUGGUCUUUGACUUCCUAGUUGGGGUGCUGAUCUUUGCCACGAUUGUGGGUAAUGUUGGCUCCAUGAUUUCCAACAUGAAUGCCACACGUGCAGAGUUUCAGGCCCGUAUUGAUGCCAUCAAACACUACAUGCACUUCCGCCGGGUCAGCAAGGAGCUGGAAGCACGCGUCAUUAAGUGGUUUGACUACCUCUGGACUAAUAAGAAAGCAGUGGAUGAGCAGGAGGUAUUGAAGAACUUGCCUAACAAAUUGCGGGCUGAGAUCGCCAUCAAUGUGCACCUGGAGACCCUGAAGAAAGUGCGUAUCUUUCAGGACUGUGAGGCUGGACUGUUGGUGGAGCUGGUGCUGAAACUCCGGCCACAGGUCUAUAGCCCAGGGGACUACAUCUGCCGCAAAGGGGACAUAGGGAAGGAGAUGUACAUCAUCAAAGAGGGGAAGCUGGCAGUGGUGGCAAAUGACGGGGUCACACAGUACGCCCUCCUCACCGCCGGCAGCUGCUUUGGGGAGAUAAGUAUCCUCAACAUCCAGGGCAGCAAAAUGGGAAACCGCAGGACGGCCAAUAUCCGCAGCAUCGGCUAUUCUGACCUCUUCUGCCUCUCUAAGGACGACCUGAUGGAAGCAGUGACCGAGUACCCUGAUGCUAAGAAGGUGCUGGAGGAGAGGGGGAAGGAGAUCCUUAUGAAGGAGGGCCUCCUGGAUGAGAAUGCAGAGGCUGGCAGACUGGGUGGAGAGGACACUGAGGAGAAGGUGGAGAGGCUGGAGUCCUCUCUGGACACCCUGCAGACGCGCUUCGCCCGCCUGCUCAGCGAGUACACGGCCACACAGCAGCGGCUGAAGCGGCGCAUCACCAACCUGGAGCGCCAGCUGUGCCACACGGGCUGCGGGAUCCUCUCAGACGCAGACCUUUCUGACGAAGACUCAGCAUCUGAGGCUGAGGCAGACACUCUGGCCGCUGCUAAUACCGUUGAGCAGGGUGACCAUGGAAAUGAUGAGCCGACUGAAUCCACUGUUCAAACUUGAAAGCUGCCUGAGACCAUGGCUCUAGGCCUAGCACUUUCUAAGCACUUUCAAACUCACAAGGGUAUACACAAAUGUACAAUAAAUGUCCUUCCUAAUAAGAAAAUCAUUUUCAUAUUAACUUUAUGACUGUUGCAUUAAGAGUACAGUGCCUUCAGAAAGUAUUCACACCCCUUGACUUGUUCC
This is a messenger RNA of Salvelinus sp. IW2-2015, 2554 nucleotides long. It is a transcript of the gene cnga2b, whose product is annotated as cyclic nucleotide gated channel subunit alpha 2b. The record is from RefSeq and is a predicted model, not a curated record. Gene Ontology annotation, cellular component: intracellular cyclic nucleotide activated cation channel complex; plasma membrane. Gene Ontology annotation, biological process: monoatomic cation transmembrane transport. Gene Ontology annotation, molecular function: protein-containing complex binding; intracellularly cAMP-activated cation channel activity; intracellularly cGMP-activated cation channel activity. NCBI's taxonomy places the organism in Eukaryota, Metazoa, Chordata, Actinopteri, Salmoniformes, Salmonidae.